Molecule: messenger RNA, 1306 nt
Organism: Scleropages formosus (Asian bonytongue)
Lineage: Eukaryota; Metazoa; Chordata; Actinopteri; Osteoglossiformes; Osteoglossidae
Gene: tmem216
Product: transmembrane protein 216
Exons: 5
Coding region: 439-1080 (213 amino acids)
Biological process (GO): non-motile cilium assembly
Cellular component (GO): ciliary transition zone
Source: RefSeq, a predicted model, not a curated record
CUGUGUUGCCAGGUAGGCUCAGGCUCGCUGCGGCCCUGCUCAGGACAAGCGGUGGUAGACAUUAGUUGGUUGUCCAUGUCUGACUUGGCCAGUGCAACGAUCUAAAAGUAAUAAUACCAUAGCAUUUGCAUGAAUAGUUGUCCUCUCACAUAUGAACCAGUUGGUUUAUAAUGAUGGAGCGUUCUGAUGCCAGACUCCACAUUUUUAUGCACUGCUGCAUCAAACAUUCAGUGUGUGAAAAGCAGAAACCGUUCUUACUAUGGUAAUUACCAAAGGAACUGGGAGUGUAGUGGUUAGAGCUCCUGACUUUGGACCCACAGAGUCAAAUCACCUCUCCAGCUAUAGUACCCUUGAGCAAGGUAUUUACCCUAAAUCGUUCCAGUAAAAUUAUCAAGCUGUACGAAUGGGUAAGAAAUUGCAAAUCACUGGAGAAAAGGAAUGAACGAACAUGUAGAAAAAGAGAACUUGGCUCGAAUGCAGUACACGUAUAGCGCCGCUAGGAAGCGCUGCAGCGCAGAGCCCGACGGCUCGCGGGAGGCUGGAGGAGGACGCCGUUUCCAUGGCAAACAAACAUGGCGGCCUCCGGAAAAAAUGAAACUGUAUCCUUUUUGUGUCUAUAUAUAUGUCACUGAUAUGUACUGGGCACCACGGUAUUACUCUGCCAGCUCCUCAACUGUGCGCCAGCUGUCCUCUGUACCCCUGCAGGUCCUCCUGACCCUCAAUGGCUGGUACUUUGGUGGCUUCUUCAUCGCAGAGCUCCUCAUGUUUGUCUACAAAGGGGUUCUGCUGCCAUACCCACCCGGUAAUCUCGUCCUGGACUUAAUGCUGCUCUUCCUCUUCCUCGGCUUAGAGAUCCUCCGAAUUUUUUACGGCUCCAAGGGUAACCUGUGUGAGCAGACCCUGGCCACGGUGCUCAGCGUGGGCAUCCUGGUCCCCUGCGCCGUGCUCAGCGUCUACUUCCUGCUGCUGCAGACCUUUGUGCUGCGUCUCGAGGUCAUCGUCAACGCCCUGCUGCUCUGCUUUUACGGCUUCGAGCUGCUGCUGUGCCUCACCGGCCUCAUCGCCUUCUCCAGGGGGUAGGAGUGCAGGACGAGUGCGAUGGAGUUCCCCAAAGGCCCGCCUGGUGUCCUGCUCAUUUCCGGCAGAGACGGAGUGUCACGCGCCACCCCACCCCACGUCCUGAUGGAGCUGCUCCUUCUACCCGCCGUGAGGCUGAAACACUCCAGGAUGAACCGAGUGGCUGCGGAGGGCAGCUGUUAUGAUCAACUUGUGAUCAGUUCUGAUACCGGAUCUAUUUGAAGCACAC